This is a messenger RNA of Arvicola amphibius (Eurasian water vole), 297 nucleotides long. RefSeq names its product 60S ribosomal protein L39-like. The record is from RefSeq and is a predicted model, not a curated record. Gene Ontology annotation, molecular function: structural constituent of ribosome. Gene Ontology annotation, biological process: translation. Lineage: Eukaryota; Metazoa; Chordata; Mammalia; Rodentia; Cricetidae. Bases 1 to 297 code for a protein of 98 amino acids. Gene Ontology annotation, cellular component: ribosome; cytosolic large ribosomal subunit. The transcript is spliced from 2 exons.
AUGUCUUCUCACAAGACUUGCAGAAUCAAGCGAUUCCUGGCCAAGAACCAAAAGCAAAAUCAUCCUAUUCCUCAGUGGAUUCAAAUGAGAACUGGUAAUAAAACCAGGUCCAGCUCCAAGAGGAGACCCUGGAGGAGAACAAGGCUGACCUUGUGGAGUCACAUAGGAAAUGUUCAGACCCUGAGUCUCUGCCACUGUCUCACUCCAAAGCCUGUUAAUGAGGAAUCAUUUGGGGAUCUCCCUAUCAUGAUGAGAGAGGCUCAGACGAGGGACCGCAAGAGAGAAAUGAGUCCCUGA